Molecule: messenger RNA, 2714 nt
Organism: Aphis gossypii (cotton aphid)
Lineage: Eukaryota; Metazoa; Arthropoda; Insecta; Hemiptera; Aphididae
Product: proton-coupled amino acid transporter-like protein pathetic
Exons: 9
Coding region: 422-2146 (574 amino acids)
Biological process (GO): amino acid transmembrane transport
Cellular component (GO): vacuolar membrane
Molecular function (GO): amino acid transmembrane transporter activity
Source: RefSeq, a predicted model, not a curated record
CGCACGCACACUACGCAUUCAAGAGAUUAGCCGAAUUCAACGGAGAUCUACGUCGGCGGCUCCUCUUAGCUUAUAUAUAACCGUGUCCGACGGUACGUCCCUUGCAGUGUGCACCGAGAGCCCAAAGCGAUACCUUCUGGUGAGCUGACUUGCAGAGUUGCUGCUCGUACAUUGUUGUUGUAACGGACCCGGAGCACACACCAGUUGCCGUCCACCCGUCAGCCAGCGUUGCAGUCGCAUUUCCACUUGGUCGAGAGUGCGUCCGACGGUGCUCCCGACACCGACGACAACCUGUUCCGCGGUCAAGCGCCUGUUGCUACGAUAAAACUGCAGCGAAGAUAACAAAAUAAUAAUUUCGGUUUAACCAACAUUACCAAUUGACUUGUACAUUUUGCGACAUUUGCGUAGUACGUGAAAUUCAAUGGUGAAGAAAGUAAAAACAAAAGCUACAGGCACCAAUACGGAUAAUGGUGCCGCCAUUCAAGUGGAAGUUGCCGCUGAUAAUCCGGACUCAGAAAAACAUAACAUAUCAAACAUGGAAGCGAUGAUGCAUAUGAUCAAAUCGACUAUUGGCGGGGGAUUCUUAGCCAUGCCCGAAGCAUUUCACAAUGCAGGGUUGUUGAUAGGUUCCAUAGGCAUUGUGGUCCUCGGGAUUGCGGUUUUAAAUAUGAUGUCUUUUAUCGUACGUUGCUCACAAAUACUAAGAUCUGGUAAGUAUGCCGCUGCUAUUUUAGCAGAGCAAAAUAAAAAUAAAAAUAACGAUGAAGAUGUCGAAGAAGAACACAAUAAACUGCCGAACAAACAAAAUAACGGAAGGGAGCUAUUGUUGCCUCCCAUGGACUACCCGGACACGGUGGAAGCCGUGUUUAAGUACGGCUCAGGCGGCCGCUUUGCACAUUGGGGCCCAUUUGCCAAAAAGUUCACCACAAUCUCUUUGAUUUUAACAUAUUACGGUGUCAACAUCAUCUACGUGUGCGUCGUGGCGAGCACAAGCAAGCAGCUCAUUGACCUUCACACCGCCGGUGGAGCCGAGGGCACAUGGAGUCACUCGUUACACGAUUUAUCUAUCCGCUGGUACCCCUUAGCUGUAGCUGUGCUAAUCAUUCCAAUGGGCAUGGUUCAAAUUAUAAAAUACCUAGUGCCGUUCUCGGUAAUUGCCAACGGGUUGAUUUCUGCGGGCACUGUGGCGAUGUUCUAUUUUAUUUUCACUGAUGACGGAGGAAGGAACCCACUCCGAGAAGAUGAAGUAUCAAAAUUAGUAGUAUGGCCAAUGACGCGUUGGUCGCUGUUUGCGGGAAGUGCAUUAUGUUCAAUGGAGGGGGUCGGAAUGCUUAUGCACAUCGAAAAUUCUAUGAAAAAUCCACUCGGGCUUGCCGGACCACCAUCCUACACACUGCACUGGUCUAUGGUUAUCAUUGUGUUACUCAACGGCGCUUUAGGAUUCUUUGGAUACAUACGAUACGGUGAACGGUGCCUAGGCAGCUUGCCACUCAAUUUGCCUUCGGAUAACAGUUUAUCCGAAGCCGUAAAAGUCGUAGUUACCUUGGGAAUUCUCAUGACCUAUGGACUCCAAUUGACCGUUACCGCAGAUCUAGUGUGGCAAUGGAUUAAAAGAAAGGCGGAGAAAAAUACUAUACGGAAACACGGAUCGAAAGCCGUGAUUAUAGAAAAAACUACGAAUAGUCUAGAGUACAAUGUCAUGCGAUUUAUCCUGAUCAUCGGAACAGUUAUUAUAGCGACAGUGGUUCCAGACGUCGGGCCGAUGAUUUCCCUUGUCGGAUCGGUCGGUUUUUCAGUACUUGGUCUCAUAGUGCCUGCAGUACUUGAAACCGUUUGGUACUGGAAUCCAAAGAGCGAAGAUGACUUUGAAGAAAACCUUCAAGAGAUGAACAGCUAUGAUAGUGCAGCUGUGGAGGACGGAAAUGGAUUGGCGUCGGCAGCGGUGUUGACAGUGAAGGUUGCAAAGACUGAUAAAGCCACCCGAAACCUGGCUAUCCGCAGAACUUUACGACAUGUGAAAAAUAGUAUAUAUAUCAUACUAGCUUUGUUCGCCCUUACUGGCGGAGCCUUCUAUAAUAUACGAGAAAUUAUAACUCAGGCUCCGGGCCACAGCAGCGUAGAAGAUUUUACUGAAACCUCAGUGUAAUGCAUUUAAAAUUCCGACAAUGUAUUAUUUUAGAGUUAGACAUUUAGAAUAUAAUCAUAAGUUAAUAACUUAAGAAAAGUUUGAAUGGAGAGAGAAUACUAAAUUUUUAAAAAUUAUAUAAGCAAGCUUAAGUAUCUCAAAAUCAGUUGAUACAAUCACUUUAUAAUUUUUUUUCUUAGAUAAGUAACUAUUAAUCUUAAUAUAAAUGACUGCACAUAUUAUAGGACUAUAUAUUAUAGUUUAUAACUAUCGCACUCGUUAGUAAUGAAUAAGCUAUACGAUAUUGUCCAUCGCGAAAAUAUUUCACUGAAUAGAGUUCAUAUUGAUACACAAUUAUGUGUUAUACGCACAUGUCUUUACCGUGAAGCCAUCAAGCGGUUUUAUUUAUGUUUUUUGAACACUAUUCUUUGUUAUAGUUUCAAACAAACAAACGAAUUUUAAUUUCUUAUUUUAUUGCACACUAUUUUAUAAUAUUUUUUUUUUUUUUAACAAUAUUUUACUAUUAUUUUUAUUCAUCAUUGUAGAUUUAAUUAAUUAAAAUAAUAUUGCUAAAUUGUGUUAUUUCAUA